This is a messenger RNA of Punica granatum (pomegranate), 1158 nucleotides long. The record is from RefSeq and is a predicted model, not a curated record. Lineage: Eukaryota; Viridiplantae; Streptophyta; Magnoliopsida; Myrtales; Lythraceae.
AGCGCUUCGUUGGGCUCGUCGCCCGCCAUCUUCUCGUGAGCGGUGUUGAUACCGUCGUUGCUUGAUUCGUUUAAUUAAGCUCGUGCCGUUCUGGGUUAUGGUAGCUGCCGACCACGGGGAAUCGGAGAGCCGAAGCUCCUCUCCAGCUCUCGGUUUCCCCCGCCCGCGAUUCUUCCGGUUUCGCCGAUUGAGGUGAGGUGAGGUGAGGUGAGGCGCUCGCCGGAUCGGGUCCUACGGGGUUGAAACCUAUUCUGCUGCGUGUUGCUCUCUUUUGUUGCGAUAUCCCAAUGCCGAACUCGAAGACAAGUCACCGGAGAGGUCAGGAGGCCUGGAAAGACCAGAGCCGGAGGGGGAGGUCGACGGAGAAGGCCUCGUCGUUUCACGGCAGGUACCCGGUUGCGAUGGAGGAGGCGAAGCAGCUGCGGCGCCCCAGGACGCUUCCGGACCUGCGCUCCACGGCGGCCUCGAUAAAGCCCUCUAGCUCCGGGGCCAGCGUGGCGGCGGAGGAGAGACCGAGGCUGACGAAGCUCCUCCUCAACGUGACCAUACAGGGGAGCCUGGGGCCUGUCCAGGUGGUAAUGACGCAGGAUUCUUCGGUCGCUGAUCUGAUUGCGACCGCCAUGCGGCAGUACGUGAAGGAAGGGCGGCGGCCGGUGCUGCGGUCAGCCGAUCCCGCCGGCUUCGACCUCCAUUACUCGCAGUUUAGCUUAGAAAGUCUUGGGAGAGAUGAGAAGCUGAUGACGUUGGGAUCACGGAACUUCUUCCUCUGUCCACGGAAGCCUCCCGCGGCCGAGACGGACGGGGCUACGGCGACGCCGGCCGCUUCCUGCUCCAAGGAAGCCGAGAAGGCCACGAAGACGGGCUCUAAUUGGCUCAAGUUCAUGGCCUUCUUACUGUGAUUCCUGCGCGCCGCUAUCCAUAGUUCUUAUUUUGUAACUAAUGCUAUUCUAUUAAUCGGAUUAUUGUUAGAAUGUGUAUGGUGAAAUUACACAAGUCUAGAAUUGUUUGCUCGAUUUUAUUAGAGCUAUUUUUAAUUUUUAGACCGGUGAAUGAAAUUGCAAAUGCAAUGCGUUCAUUCAAUUGUUAAAUUCGGUCACGUAGUUGGACAGUAUGCGUGUACAUAUAUAUAGAUAUCGUGUUUCUCAAUUUACCUCCGUC